UUACUGUAAGUUGACAUUGCAACUACACCACAAAGCAGCCGUUUGUCAGGUGGUGGUGGGCCAUAUAGUGUAUUGACGAGGAACGGGAUGUACAUUCAUCAGUUUGUGACGAGGAACGGGAUGUACAUUCAUCAGUUUGUGCUAAGCAACGUCACUUCAACUUUUCUGUUCCUGUUGUUCCUUCAAGAGUGCCUCUGUGAUGCCAACCUAGCAUUGAAUAAACCAGCCAGCCAGUCAUCGACUUACAAGAUUAACAAUGCUGAUAUGGCAGUAGACGGUGACAUUAACACGUGUAGUCAUACAGCGGAUUACAAGUCAACUGCUAUCUGGUCUGUGGAUCUACAAGGCUACUACGAAAUACACAACAUUACCAUCUAUAACAGAGAGGACAGAUUUUACUUCAGAUUUCAUGAUUUUGAAGUCACCGUACUUGGGAAUACACACCAACACUGUCCAGCCUUGUGUUUGACCUAUCCCGGAGUCCUCCCCAGAUGGGGCGUAUCGUUGCAGUGCCAUGAUGGAGUCCGGGGCAGGUUUCUCCGGCUCACAAAAGUAGUGGAAAGUGACAGAGAUACGCUGAACAUGUGCGAGAUGCAAAUCUACGGUGCACCAGUGCAAGAGAGCGGAUUAUGUCAAAGUCAAAGAAGAUUUGAUCGCACGGAGGGUAGAAAAUACGAUGGACCUGACACGAUUGACCUGACAGCGACAGAAAAAGUCUUGACCUGUGCAUCGCAGUGUGGGAGGGCAGACGUCUGUAUCGGCUUCAACUACAACGUAGUGACAGGGCAGUGUCAGGGUAUCACCAAUCAGAAUGAAGCGAUGAUCGAAAACCAUGAAUGGUCACACUACACAACAGCAUGUUAGAAUUAAGUGACAAGUUACCGUGCCUUCAAUACCUACCCUGCAGGAUGUUUCCUUUUUAAACCUUCACACUAGUUUCGAAUAUUAUUAUCCCAGGCUCACAGUAGAUUAAGGGGCGGUCGGGGAGCCCAGUGGUUAAAGCGUUCGCUCGUCACGCCGAAGACCCGGGUUCGAUUCCCGACAUGGGUACAAUGUGUGAAGCCCAUUUCUG
This is a messenger RNA of Haliotis rufescens (red abalone), 1072 nucleotides long. RefSeq lists its product as uncharacterized. Lineage: Eukaryota; Metazoa; Mollusca; Gastropoda; Lepetellida; Haliotidae. The coding region runs from base 88 to 864 and encodes 258 amino acids. The transcript has 4 exons. The record is from RefSeq and is a predicted model, not a curated record.